Prosopis cineraria is the source of this 921-nucleotide messenger RNA. RefSeq lists its product as uncharacterized. Lineage: Eukaryota; Viridiplantae; Streptophyta; Magnoliopsida; Fabales; Fabaceae. The coding region runs from base 71 to 796 and encodes 241 amino acids. The transcript has a single exon. The record is from RefSeq and is a predicted model, not a curated record. Gene Ontology annotation, molecular function: S-adenosylmethionine-dependent methyltransferase activity.
UCCUCCUCCUCCUCUUCGUUCCCAUGAACCCACGAUAGAGAAGCGAUCGCGAGCGAAGAGAGAGAACGGUAUGAAAACGACGGCCAUUACCAGAUUCUUUCUUCUUUCUCUCUUCAUCUUCCUCUCUCUCUUCCUCCUCACUUACUUCCGAUACCACCGCCGUCCCACACAACCGCAACGCCGUCAGGAUUAUCUCCGAUCCACUCAAGAUCUCAGGAUCCGACCCGGUUAUUCCUCCUAUGACGCCUACAUCCGUCGCCAGCUCGACAAGACGCUCAACCCAAAGCUCCGGCAAAUCUGGACCACGCGAGAUUGGGACCGAAAAAUAUCCGUUUUCUCUCAGUAUUUCCAGAAACUUCAGGCCGAGAACCUCCUAAGAAACUCGUCCAAGUCUCUGUGUAUCGGAGCUCGGGUCGGGCAGGAGGUGGAAGCUUUGCGACGGAUAGGGGUGUCGGAGUCGGUGGGGAUAGACUUGGUGCCGUAUCCGCCAUUGGUGUUGAAGGGAGAUUUUCAUGAGCAGCCAUUCGAGAAUGAGACGUUCGACUUCGAGUUCUCGAACGUGUUCGAUCACGCGCUGUAUCCGGAGAGAUUUGUGGGGGAGAUAGAGAGGACGUUGAAGAGAGGUGGGGUGUGUGUGCUGCACGUGACGCUCAGCCGGCGGCCGGAUAAGUACUCGGCCAACGAUCUUUACAGCGUGACUCCAUUGAAGGAAUUGUUCAGAGGGUCGGAGCUGGUUCACGUACGUAAGGUCGACGCUUUCGGUUUAGACACAGAGGUCGUCUUUCGAAAGAAAUGAUGACUUUUUUAAAAAAAAAAAAAUUCUGGGUGAAUUUAUAGUUUGUACUUUGUAGAUGUUUAAAUGAAGCUUUGGAAUGAUUCAGUUGUAUUUAAAGUUUAGAAAUUUCAUGUAGCUUUUGCUUC